GUUACACUUGCCCAGCAAUUCAGCGGCAACGGUCGCGCAUUCUUAAAAUCGAUAUCUACUGUAAUGGAUUUGCAGCCGCCGUCAGUCUUGGCCCAAUUGCCUCGCCCUUUGCACGUGUCUAAGGGCCAAACCCACAUCGGUGAGGUUUAUAGUCUAUCGGACUCGAAAAAGCGCAAGAGAUAUGAAGUUGCUGUCGCGGUCGACGGAGAGGCCGUGAACAUUUACAAUAUCCAAACUCCAAAGCUAGUCACCUCCUACGCUGUUCCACCGCAAUCCUCGUUUGCUUGUCAGCCAUGUUCGGUACGCAGAAAGCUUUCGGACAGCUCGGCUGUGAAAAGGCAGACCUAUGUCUCAGUCAACCCUCAGAAGGAAAUCAAGUGCUUCAUUGAAGAAAGCAGUGGAAACGGAUCCAGCGCGCCUGUUAUUUCAUCCUCUUCUUUCUCCGUGAAAGAUUCCAAGAGUUCGACGGUUUUCAUCGGUAUCGUCCCAACCGGAUCUGGUGAGGAGGAGGGACAGAACCCAUUUGAUAUCCUUACGGUUCACCAAGAUGGUCGUGUCCGGAGACUAGCAGCUGAUCUGGACAACCAGCGCUGGAGCCUUCAGCAUAGUGAAUUUGCGAAGAUUUCUUCUUCUCAUGCGGUUCAGGCUUGCUUUCUCGUCGAAUUCGAAGACGCCAAGAAAGCCUUGUUCAAAAGAAGACAAGACCUUGCGACUUUGGCCUUAGGGGAUUUGGUUGAGUCGAACGUGGAUGAACCUUCGGUGCUGUUGCUCGUUUCGCAUCCGACCAGCUCCAACGAAAUCAAACUAGGCGACGUCAAGGUCCAUAUGUUCUCCGUACCUGCUAAGAUCCCUUCUCAGGGAAGAAGCCUCGAUGAGAGUCAAAAAAUGAAGCAUCUCAUGACCAUAAGCAUUCCAGACGUUAAGGGACAAGAGACAUUCGAAAGCAGCGGCUUAGAAUGGGAUUUUCACACCGGAUCGGCAGGGCUGAAUUUGUCUUUUACUAAGGGAUUUGUCAACUUCGAUCUUUCUCAAUACAAACCCACAGUGACUUCGCAAUUCAUCCUCGAAGACGAAGAUUUUUCCUCUUUGAUGCGCAUCUCACCUCAGUCUGUUAUUGGUGCCGGGAAGUCGAUCGUCGCAUUGUUCGAUACUCAGUACAAAUCUAUCCAACGCAGCAUUGCCAAUGGCGACAUUUCUGGAAGUACUAGUUCCAAAACACGGACAAAAUUCAUCAGUUAUUAUGCGAAACUAGGAAUCGCAGUAGCAACCAAGGAAAACACCCUAUUUGCGUUCGACCUUGGCUCCUCCACCGCGCUUUCGGGUUCUUCGCUCAAGCGGUCGAGAGACAGUCUUUUGAUCGACGCAAUCGGUCGCGGUAUUGGAUCAGCUGCCUCUCAGUGGGAUACAUCGAAGAAGCAGCGGACAGAUCAACUGACGUCGUUGGGCCUCACUUCGCAGGAACAGAUCAACCGGUGGAACAAGCUGGCAACUGACUUGCGCGCGGCCUCUAAAUCCAACAACGGAGACGCUUUCGACAGUGCAGUGCAGGCCUAUUUCAACGCUAUCGACUCGGAUGCUCUGCCAAAACAGUACAUCAACCCAGAAGUCACUUUGUUCCUGCUGUCUUUCAUCUUCUCCUUGAAGGACGCGGUCAACAAGGACCAGCUGUCCGCCUCUUUGUCUUCACAGGUUUCCAUUGACUUCUGGCCCGAGCGCACAUGCCAAUGGCUCAUCGAACGGGGUCAUCUCUCUCUGGAUAAUGUCCAGAUUGCUCUGCGCCGUUCACUGAAGCCCCGUAUCCUGCCAGCAUUGCCGCCCGGGUCAUUCGUCCAGGCCCUGAUAGACGCGGACUCCACACUGAAGCGCCUCAUCGAAGUCCUCCAGGGCCCCGUCAUGCUCAGCGCCAACGAGUUAGCGUACGCGCUCAAAUUCUUCCUCAACAUGGCGCGCUCCCGCACUGCAACGCUCGAAGAAACAGCCCAAGCAAUCACGUCCGGCGAAGAAACCGCCGCCGAGCCCAAGGACGAAACCACGCUCCAGGACAUCUUCCGCGGAUUAAACACCACCCUCCGGAAAAUCCACAUCCACACUCUCCCGACCAUCACGACCUCCAUCCGCUCCACCCUUUCCAGAACCGAGAUCAUCGCCAUGAUCCACCACCUCCGUCUCUCCCUCGCCACAGCCGGACACGCAUCCCGCUUCACCGAAAACCCCCCCACGCCCAUCUGCCCCGAUCAGACCACCCCCUCCCUCACCCUCAACACAAUCACCGACCUCCUCAACGUCUCCAUUGACGCCAUCGGCCCCUCGGGCUGGAUCUCCGCCACUGCCUUCGACGACACCCCCACCCGCGAAAUGGACCUGAUAGCCGACAUGAAAUCCGAAAUCUCCGCCGCCUUGGCCGGCGUCGAAGAAGCCGCCUACCUGAAGGGCGUCCUCCGCGAAUACCUACGGUACACAGACAGCGUCGCGAAAUCGGCCAAGUCCGCAGCAGCAACACAGAAAGCGAAGGUCAUCGACGAGCCAGUCUCCGCACUGGUGCGCUGUGAAAAGCUGAACGGCGCAGAUCUGAUGGUCUUCCGCUGCGGCGAGGAGGAAGGCUUCGAAGGCGACGCAAGCGGCAAGAUGCUUCCGUUGUCGCUGAAGGCGGGCUCUACAGACGUGAGCAAGACGAAGGUCAAGAAGUCUACGGGCGAGGUGAAGACGAGGAGUAAUCGGGAGAUUGGAUAUCUGCGCCGGAAGGCGGUGGGGAAAUACUCGUUCGAAAGACUUGUUGUAUAGAUAGAUAUAUUUCGUUUGGUAGCUAUGAUCUUUACUAUCUUUUAAAAAGUAAAUGUUCGGGUUUUGCCUUGCAUUGGGUGGUUUUGUGUAGAUAGAUAAGCUAACAUAGGUUAUGUCGAAUAUUGAUUUUA
Messenger RNA from Aspergillus alliaceus, 2912 nucleotides. RefSeq lists its product as uncharacterized. Lineage: Eukaryota; Fungi; Ascomycota; Eurotiomycetes; Eurotiales; Aspergillaceae. The coding region runs from base 64 to 2781 and encodes 905 amino acids. The transcript is spliced from 2 exons. The record is from RefSeq and is a predicted model, not a curated record.